Messenger RNA from Pieris rapae (cabbage white), 2631 nucleotides. RefSeq names its product protein adenylyltransferase Fic (gene Fic). Bases 180 to 1532 code for a protein of 450 amino acids. NCBI's taxonomy places the organism in Eukaryota, Metazoa, Arthropoda, Insecta, Lepidoptera, Pieridae. The transcript has 3 exons. The record is from RefSeq and is a predicted model, not a curated record. Gene Ontology annotation, molecular function: protein binding.
GUCAGAUUCGCUUAAUUCUAAUUGUGCGAAUUUUCAAUUUUGCAAUGAAAUUACGUGUGUUUUUACGAUUUGCUUAUAAAAUGUAUUAUUACUAUAAUAAACAAUGAAAUCAAGGCUAUCAACAUGCGUUGUUUCUAAUGUUUUAUCAAUGACUAUACGUUACCUUAGCCACAUUAGUCAUGUUAUUUAUGGGAAGGCCUUCGCAAAGUGAAACUAUGAAGUGCGAUUGGAAAAUACAAGGAGAGAUGAAACUUCUACUGGAUCGUUGUAGAACUGUAAUUAUAUUUUCUAGUGUGGUGUGCACUUUUGCAGCUGUUAUAUCUCUACAUAAAAUUUUAAGCCACGAUGUUAAAUUUAUUAAGCCAUUUUCCCCAUUGCCAGCUGGCUUGUACGGUAACUACUUAGAACCUUUCGCUGGGGAUCCCCCACCUUCCCCUAAAAGCUAUGAUAAAGCAAGGGAUUCUGAAGCUGUUGGAUCGUUGAACGCGGCACUGGAAAUGAAGAAAAAUGGCAAAUCAGAUAAGGCUUUAAAAUUAUUUCAACAUGCAUUUGCACUUUCACCAAAACACCCAGACAUCCUCAAUCACUAUGGUGAGUUUUUAGAAGACACAAAGCAAGAUGUGGUCAAAGCUGAUCAAUUGUAUACACUGGCAUUAAGCAAUUUUCCUAAUCAUAGAGGAGCAUUAUCAAACCGACAACGAACAGCAAGUAUAGUUGAAAAUCUUGAUCGAGAAAUGUUACGAAAGAUUGAUGAAAAAAGAGAUGCAUUACUAUCAAUACCAGAAAAUGAUGCUGCUUUGCGCCGAGCAAAGAAAGAAGCUUAUUUCCAACAUAUUUACCAUACUGUAGGUAUAGAAGGGAAUACAAUGACUUUAUCUCAAACAAGAAGUAUUUUGGAAACAAGAAUAGCAGUAGCUGGAAAAAGUAUUGAUGAACAUAAUGAGAUCUUAGGAUUAGAUGCGGCAAUGAAAUAUAUAAAUUCAACAUUACUGUAUCGUGUGCGUGAUAUAACUAUGGGAGAUAUACUAGAGAUACAUAAAAGAGUAUUAGGGCAUGUGGACCCCAUUGAAGGUGGUCAUUUCAGAAGAACACAGGUAUAUGUAGGAGGACAUAUUCCUCCAGGACCAUCUGAGAUUCAAAAACUAAUGACUCAGUUCUUAGAAUGGCUGAAUUCAGAAGAUGCUAUGGAACUGCAUCCAGUAAGAUAUGCAGCAUUAGCUCACUAUAAACUUGUACACAUUCAUCCAUUUAUAGAUGGCAAUGGACGGACAUCCCGACUUCUUAUGAAUCUACUACUAAUGCAAGCUGGUUACCCACCUGUGAUCAUAGCUAAGCAACACCGUCAUAUGUAUUACCAGCAUUUGCAGACGGCCAAUGAAGGAGAUGUUAGACCAUUUGUUAGGUUUAUAGCUCAAUGCACAGAACGAACCUUAAAUUUGUAUUUGUGGGCUACAAGUGAAUAUAGCCACAUGGUACCUGCUAUUGGAGAACCACAUAUUCUGACUGGUGAAGGUUUUGAAGAUAUUUUAUAAAAAUAGUCCUAUACAGACAUGUUAGGAAGUAGUCAGUAGUAACAAAUGAGAUGGAUUUUGAAAUUAUAAUUAAGAUCACAAUGGUGCUAUUCUGAUGUACAACUCUAAAAUACAUUUAAGUAUCAGUAGCAGUUGAUACGCAUAUUUUCACUAAUUACUUACAUUUAUAGGCAACAAAAUAUAAAUUAAUAUUUUAUUAUUAAAUCCAUAUUCCAAUGGUUAUCUCAAGUCACGACUUCCACUUGAGCCCUGUCAAAACUUCAAGUAAAUUAAAAAAUGGUCAUGGAAGAUCUUGAAGUUAUAGAAACUUAGUUUAAUUUAAUUCAAAGAAUCCUGUUCUUGAGAGGACUCAACUAAUUUUAGACACUGUGUAUAUUAUGUACUUUAGAAAUAGUAUUAAAAACUGUACCAAAAAGACAAUUCUUAUAUUAUCUAUUCUUCCUCCUAUAUUAAAAUAUUUCUUAAAACACAAUUUAGUGUUUAGCAGUGUACAUAAAUUCAUAGAGGAAAAUGAAUUAAGCAUUUAUAUAUUUGGUCUAUGUCUUUUUAUAUGCAAUAUUUUUUUUGCUGUCUUUUAGUUUUAAGGCUAGAUAUAAGAAAAUUUUAGUUCUAUUGGUAAAUGGUCACUCAAAUUACUGACAAUGUUAAUUUCAUGCCAUGUAUUUAUAUUUUAAAUAAUAUAUGAGGAAAAUUUUAUGUUAUUAAGUUAGAUAGAUAGGUAUCAACGCACAGUAUUAACAUAGCUCAUACAGUUGCACAUAAAAAUACCUAGUACAUAUUUUAAAUUUUUCCAAUUUGUGUGAAAGUCCCUUUCAAAUUCUUUACCAUACUAUACAUCAUGUAUGCAACAUAUAUAAAUACAACCCUAAAAAUUUUGUAAAUAUGUAAAUAUGAUUGUUAAACCCUAUUUAUUUUUAAAUUCUGUGAUAUAUUUUUAGUGAAGCAAAUAUUGUUUAACUUGGAAAUUUUAAACUCACAUUUGAAUUUAUUUUGUAAUUAUUUCAUGCGUGUCUUCCACGAUAGUAAGUUCCUUAAUAGUAUUGUAUGGUUGAACACUAUUCAGUACAAACUCCGUGUCUUAAUAAAUUAUUCAAGCAGA